AAUUGAUUCUCUCUCCUCCACUGGGACCACUGAGCUAAGUUGCCAUGGAGAAAGGGGAGCCGCUGGCAGAGCUUGAGGCGGGUGGAGGAGCCAUAUGCCAGGGGAAGGCGUCAGCAGAGCCAAUCCCACAGUUCUGCUGUGGCAACCUCCCCAAACAGGCCUCGGCCUGCGCACCAAGGCAGGGUGGGGCAUGGCUGGACGGUGGGCGAAAACAGCCCUCCACUACAGCCACCCCGAGGAAAAGCACAGCCCAGGGAGCUUCCCUGACUCAGGCUGCUCAUCCACCCUACAGCUGGGACCCUGGACCUGCCUCUUCAUGCCUCGAACCUCAUGCUGCUCACUCAGCCCAAGGAAGGAGGGGAUGCCCACCCACAGGAAGGCUUCUGUGGUCCAGAGCCACCCAGGCAGGAAGCCAAGAUGGGAGGCUGCUGGGCACCUGCUGGUUAGAAAAGAGACCACCAUAUCAUGGGCACUCUGGACCAGGCCCACAUUGGGCUGUAUCUCCCACCUGCACACUACCAACCUCGCUGCAACUGCUGUGCAAACCCCACUCCAGGGCUGGCCCCUGGCUGCAGAGGCUGGGGGAGGAGAGGAGCCUGGGCUGGAGGCUUUUUUCUCCCUUCGGAGACCACAGGGCCAUUGCCAGUCUGGUCACAUCUCUGUGCUUUCAUUUCCUUGGUACAAACUGAGACAGGACCAUUUUCUCGACCAAGCUGCGCUCUGGGGCAUCGUGCUGCUGGCAGACGUAGGGAAGGCUGGGGCUGUGGACGCUGUGUCCUUCCAGAUCCAGUUGGAAGCACUGGGGCAGCAUCCAAUGCCCUGCCUCCCCUUGCGCACUUGGCUGGCAACCCUGGAGCCAACAGCACUGCUCCCAGGCCUGUUGCUCUUGAGGGAACAUCUGAGGCAGCCUGCCCCACCUUGCCUUCUGAAAGCCUGCAGCCAAGAAAACACUUCCACUUCCUAGCCCCACUCCAACGACUCAUUAUGAAAAUACCCCAGUAUAUGAACAGAUCGGGAAAAUGUUCUACGGAACACGAAGAUUUACUACCCAGAUUUCUGUGUCCUCUCACUUUUCUAUUGUUUAAAAAAAAAAAAAAGAACAAAAAAUAUACUGUUUUCAUCAAUGGAGAGCGUCCACUUUAGUACCAUGAAGUCUA
This is a messenger RNA of Mastomys coucha (southern multimammate mouse), 1157 nucleotides long. RefSeq lists its product as uncharacterized. Bases 95 to 964 code for a protein of 289 amino acids. The transcript is spliced from 2 exons. The record is from RefSeq and is a predicted model, not a curated record. NCBI's taxonomy places the organism in Eukaryota, Metazoa, Chordata, Mammalia, Rodentia, Muridae.